CCAUGGGCCAUGGAUAAUCAUGGAUUAAACUUAAUAUUUACAUAAACAAAUACAAGAAUUAACACUAUUUAGGUUUAUUAAAGUACUUUAAAUCUAUUUGCAAUACCUUAAAUAAGCCAAAGGUGUACAUAAUUUUUUCAUGAUAAAUGUAACAACUACAUUAUUUUGGUUACACAGUUGUAGUAUUAAUACACAUUAGUAAAAUUACAAAUAAACAAUAACCUCAUAAUAUUGAGCUAUGUAUUUCGCGUCGUUUUUAAAGAAAACCUUUACCCAUUCAGUAGCAAAAUUCUAUUGUGCUAAAAGAAUGACACCAUCUUUUAACCCACUAAUGUUCAAUAGCUACCGAAGAUUUUACUCAGCAGGCGAGGAUGAAUUAGAAACAUCAAUUAAUACUAUUUGUAAAGGCAAUGCAGAACUCGAAAAAAAGUUGAGGAUUUUGAUGUUGGAAGUUGAAGUAAUGCGGCAGGAUGGUAGAUGUGCCCCUAAUUCAAUGAAUACUACUCAGUGGAAACAUUUGCUAGAUUUAAGUAGUAGAAACCAAAGAACAAAUUAUUUAACCUUUCUUUGGAAAAAUGAAAAAUCUAGGGAAAAUCAAAAGAUAAAAAAAGAAACUAGAAGAAAACAAUUUGCUGAUGGGGUCCCAGACCAAGAAAAAGAGUAUCCUGAUGAUCUCCUGUAUGGUAUUAGAUAUCAGUCACUAUUUUUACGAAUUCGAGAUCAAUCAAUAAACAACUUUGAUAAUUAUAGAGCUCUUUUAGCAAUGAUGCACAGUCAGUCACUGGUCAUUGACUGUUCUUAUGAAGAACACAUGGUUUGGAGAGAAACUUUAAAUGCUGCAAAGCAAAUGACAUUAGUAUUUGGAGACAACAGACUUCAUAAAGAACCAUUCAAUAUUCACCUGUGUAAUGUAAACAAUGAUAGUGAAUUCCUGAAACAACUUAAAAAAAAUAUUCCAUGCAUGGAAGAACCUUGGUUCCCAAUGAAUAUUCAUACUGAAAGCUAUUUAGAUAUUUUUCCAAGAGAAAAGUUAGUUUACCUUACUCCUCAUUGUCGCAAUGAAUUGACCAGAUUUGAUCCUGAUGCUAUUUAUAUAAUUGGUUGCAUGGUUGAUAAGACAAAUAAUGAACCAAUUUCACUAGCUAAAGCAAAGAAAGAUAAUAUUACAAUGGCAAAGCUACCUUUGGACAGGUAUUUGGAAUGGGCUCCUGGAUCAAAGAAAAACCUGAACAUUAAUCACAUGAUUCCAAUAUUACUUGAUCUGAAGUUGACAGGCGAUUGGGAAUAUGCACUACGACACAUUCCUAAAAGAAAAUUAAUGGAAACCAAAAUUUUAGCAAUGCAAAAAAGGAUAAAGAAUAACCCUCAAUUGAAAAAUGAUGUAUUGAAAAAUUUAAGAAAGAAUAAUUUUAAAUUGAGCUCUGUAAAUUCUUUACCAAACCUAAAGAAAACAAAUCUAAGACGCUCGUUGUAUGAUGAUUUGGAAUAAAAAAAUAUGUAUUUAAAAACA
Bombyx mandarina (wild silkworm) is the source of this 1510-nucleotide messenger RNA. It is a transcript of the gene rswl, whose product is annotated as tRNA methyltransferase roswell. Gene Ontology annotation, cellular component: nucleoplasm; mitochondrion; nucleus. The record is from RefSeq and is a predicted model, not a curated record. Lineage: Eukaryota; Metazoa; Arthropoda; Insecta; Lepidoptera; Bombycidae. Gene Ontology annotation, molecular function: tRNA binding. Gene Ontology annotation, biological process: positive regulation of mitochondrial translation; mitochondrial tRNA 5'-end processing.